AUGACCACAAAUGUUGGAUGGAUGGAUCAUGGUCACAGAGUGGCAGCCCGUUCUCCUGGAAUUGGUUACUCAAAACUUAAUAUGUACAAUUUUCGAGUAUUACAGAUAUGCAUAAAGGACAUAUUUUCCUGGAUCUUGGAUGCGUUUCAAACCUUGGCCAAGUCAAGCCUUGAUUCCCCCCGUCUCUUGUUAAAGUUGCCAGGGCCCCUUGUUGCUCAUGGACCAGUAAUCAGCCACAGAGCAGCAUGGAGUGACGGGUUAAUGUUGUUGUUGGACCAAGGUCUUUGCCAUGAAUUAUCCUCUUGUGGUAGAGCUGAUUGUCAAAGCCCUCCAGUCCGCCGUUGGAGAUUCACUCGUCCGAGCGGUGGAGCUAUGCAGUGGUUAGGUGUUUGA
Fusarium graminearum PH-1 is the source of this 393-nucleotide messenger RNA. RefSeq lists its product as uncharacterized. Bases 1 to 393 code for a protein of 130 amino acids. The record is from RefSeq and is a predicted model, not a curated record. The transcript has 2 exons. Lineage: Eukaryota; Fungi; Ascomycota; Sordariomycetes; Hypocreales; Nectriaceae.